CACGCGGACCUCAGUGCGCGAGCAGCUUGCCCACCGAUUGCAAUUGGACAAGCAUCGAAGGAGCGAGGCAGAGCACAGCGACGAGCACCUGCCUACUGACUGGUUUGUAGUGGCAGCGCGGCAUCGAUCUGUUGAUUAUCGUCGGAACAGGAGCCCAAGUUGCACUCGAGGAUGCCGCGCUGAGCUUCCUAGAACAGGACAGGACAACAAAGUCUGCUGCCAGAAGCGAUGGAUCUGCUGAGCUCUCUGCUGCUGCUGAUCCUACUGAUCGCAUGGCAGCCACCAAGGAUUCAUGGGCAGCAGGGACCGGUGUUCGUGAUGGAGCCACCGAGUACGCUCGUCUUCUCCAAUACCACGGGCUCGCAACUCAGCUGCUCGGCUCAUGGCAGUCCAACGCCUCAUGUCACAUGGAUUGCUAGUCCUGACCAGAGACCCGUUAACGCUGUACCUGGACUGAGGCAGCUACUGGGCAACGGUACGCUUUACUUCCCACCGUUUUUGGCUCAGGACUUCCGCGCGGAGAUACACAACGCACGAUACAGAUGCCGAGCAGCCAACUUUGUCGGCACUGUACUCUCCAGGGAAGUCACCCUUCGCGCAGUGUUAACGAUGCCUGGUUACGAGGUAAGAGUUAAUCGCUCGCCAGUGGUCGAAGGUAACAACGCUGUGCUGUCGUGUACUGCUCGCGAGGACAUCAAAGAGCAUCUGACCGUCACGUCCUGGUAUCGCGACGAAUCGAUCUUACUACCCGGCAGUACCGACACAGGUGGUAGAUUCGUGGUGACGUCGCAGGGCGACCUGCACAUCAAGUCGACGAGGCAAGAGGAUGGACGUGCUACGUAUGCAUGCCUGACCAGACACUCGCUUACCAGCGAGACGAGAAAAAGCGAGCCCGCCUCCCUCACUGUUGUUGAGCCGAGCAGCACAAUGCCACCGAAGCUGAUGCAGCGCUCGCAGAUUGCGAUCUCCGCCGAACGGGAUUCCGACGUGCAUCUCACGUGCUCGGCCCAAGGAAACCCACCACCACAGUUCACCUGGUAUCGCGACGUCAACGGGCGUUUGGUGCCAGUGGAGUCGUACGGUCGUGUUCAGCUGUGGGGUGACCUCAUGAGGAUCCGGAGAGUGGACGUGCAAGACGCCGGUAGAUACGUUUGCAGCGCGCGCAAUCAAUUUGGCGAGCAACAAGCCGAGACUCAUCUCUCUGUCACCUCGAAAUUGAACGCUCGCAUCCAGCCGCUUCUCCAGGUCGUAAACUCAGGACAGACGGCAACGAUGAAUUGCACGGUGGAGGGCUUCCCGAUCGAGAGCGUGGAGUGGUUGCACGAUGGGGUUCCGAUACACUCCAGCCAGGAUUCGAGAAUACGACUGCCAGCCCCGUUGGUGCUCGUCAUCGGUUCUAUUGGUCGACGCGACAAGGGCAUGUAUCAAUGCUUAGUCAGAAGCGACAAAGAGAACGCGCAGGCUACCGCGGAGCUCAGGCUUGGUGAUACCGUGCCAGAACUGCAAUACACGUUCAUCGAGCAAACAUUACGACCAGGUCCACCUGUAUCCUUAAGGUGCUCUGCUACUGGCUCACCACCGCCUUCUUUCACGUGGUUGCUCGACGGUGAUCCACUAAACGAGAUUGCGUCUAGUCACAGGUACGCGAUAGGCCAGUAUGUGGACCAGUCAGGUGAUGUGAUAAGUCACUUAAACAUCACGUCGGCAACGACGGAAGACGGAGGUCUAUACGCCUGCGUGGCCUCGAAUGCCCUGGCCUCGGUCGAGCACAAAGCCCGACUCAAUAUAUGGGGACCCCCAUACAUCCGACUGCGAAUUAAUCCAGUACGCGCGAUCGCCGGCCGAGACAUCACGAUAGCCUGCCCUUACUCCGGCUACCCCGUAACUUCGGUCAAGUGGUCCCGCGGCGGUUCUACCUUACCUCCGGAUCUCAGACAUAAGCUCGACAGCGAGGGCCAGCUGACUAUCAACGAGGUCAAUACUAACGAUGAGGGCACCUACACCUGCACUGUACAUGCCAAUUCUGGCCAGACCGCCAGCCGGGAUAUCCAAAUUGAAGUGCAAAGUCCACCAGUCAUGAGUCCGUUAAAUUUUCCACCGAAUUUGCAAGAGGACAGUCGAGCUCAGAUAGCCUGCAGUAUCACCUCCGGGGAUCUUCCUAUCCACUUUUCUUGGCUGAAAGAUGGUGAACCCCUACCCUCUUCUCUCAACAUCGAAGUGAAGCGCGACGACUUCUACAGUUUCCUGGUCUUCAAGAACGUGACGUCGCGUCAUAGCGGCAAAUACACCUGCGUCGCCACGAACAAAGCCGCGAAAGUCAACGAGACAGCCGAAUUGUUGGUGAAAGUGCCACCACAAUGGACUUUCGAGCCGCAGGACGUUUCAACUUUACUGGGUAAUCCACUGUACGUCCACUGCCAGGCGACCGGUUUUCCACCGCCACAAGUCACGUGGCUACGCGGUCGAGCGCGAACUGCAGACGAUUUUCAACUGUUGACCGAAGUCAUGGAUGGAAGAUUAACGAUACUGCCAAAUGGAACACUAUGGACGGACUCAGCUGGACCUCAACACGAAGGCCACUACCUGUGCAGAGCGAAUAACAGUAUCGGAUCUGGGCUGAGCAAAGUCAUAUACGUCUCGGUUAACGAGCCAGCGAGAUUUGAAUUUCAGAGCAAGAACGUGACGAUACGGCGGGGCGAGUCCGUGGUGCUCGACUGUACGGUCAUCGGCGACAAUCCGAUCAACGUACAGUGGUCGCACAAUAACAAUCGCUUCGACGCCAAUACUCACAGACUGAGUGUCAGCCAAGUGAAGACCGACAGCGGACUCAAGUCGCAAAUGUCCAUUGGCUUGAGCGAUCGACAGGAUUCCGGCGUUUACAAGUGCACUGUCGACAACGUCUACGGACGCAGCGAGCACUUUAUUUAUCUCGCGGUGCAAGAGCGGCCGGAUCCACCGUCGGCUCUCGAGGUCAUCGAGAUUGGCUCGAGGUCGAUCAAGCUUUCCUGGAACAAAGCCUUCGACGGCAACAGUCCCAUUCGAGAGUACAUCAUCCAAUAUCAGCCGGUCUCCCACGGCAUGCUGGAUGACGAGUGGGAGCCGUCGAAAACGCACAAUAUCUCCCACCUACCAGGCUCUUUCUACGGGGUGACUAGUCCAACGCAAAACGGUAUCACGCGCUAUGACGCUACCAACGAAGACCAAGAAAUCGCCCUCGUCGGUGGCUUGCAUCCCGCAGUCACUUAUAAAUUUCGCGUGUUUUCGAUAAAUUUUAUCGAUUUAAGCGAGCCGACCAAACCGGUGGUAGCUAAAACCCAGGAAGAAGCACCAACUGAACCUCCUCAAAACAUUAAAGUUAGCUCUGCAGGUCCUGGGGAAUUGAUAAUAAGUUGGGAGCCUCCACCCAAGGAAUCGUGUAACGGCGACCUAUUAGGCUACAUCGUGACCUGGUCGGAACAUUCGUCCUCCACAUCGGGUGUCAAUCAAAGCAAGAGCUUGAACGUCAAUGGUUGGGCUACGAAUAAAGUUCAACUAACAGGACUGAGAAAUUUCACCAAGUACGACAUUUCGAUAAGAGCUUUCAAUAGUAUCGCUAGUGGCCCACCAAGCGUUCCCAUAACCGGCACCACCCAAGAAGGAGUACCAAGUGCACCACCAACGAGGGUAAUCUGCGAGUCGCUGUCGUCGCAAAGCGUGAAGGUACACUGGAAAGCGCCUCCCGCUCAUCAGCAUGGUGGAAUUAUUCAAGGCUACAAAGUUUUUUAUCGCCCCGUGCCGACCGAUAACAUGGAAAUCUCGACAGCCGGCGAAAUAAAAAAGACGACCAGCAACGAAACCUACUUGCAUACAUUGUACAAGUACACCAACUACUCGAUACGAGUGCUCGCGUACACUGGUGCUGGAGAUGGGGUGCUGAGUAAUCCUAUUUACUGCGCCACCGAAGAAGAUGUACCCGGACCACCGGCUGGUAUCAAGGCUCUGGCCUUGUCAUCGGAUACGAUAUUGGUAUCCUGGCUUCCACCAUUGCAACCCAACGGCCAUGUUUCCAAAUACACAGUUUACUUCAGAGAGGCAGGUGCGAGCAGACACAACACCUACACGAUUCACGAGCCACCGAGCUCGUCGUCCGAUACUCUGACGAAGGAAUUGCGCGAAUUUAACGAAAGGCAACUUUACGAGUUUUGGGUGACCGCGUCAACGUCCCGGGGCGAAGGCGAACCUACCAUUGUCGUUUCUCAAAAGACUGAUUCGAAGGCUCCGGCCAGAGUAGCUUCGUUCUCUCAGCUUCUGCGGAAACCGGUGAAAUCUGCAGUGAUGCUGUCGUGCAUUGUCGUUGGCAAUCCAACAUCAAGGCCGCUCUGGACGUACCGAAAUAGUCAAGUGACGAAAGGCAAACACUACGAGAUUACCUCUGACGGGCAUUUGAAAAUUCACGCAUUGGAGCAGUCGGUUGCUGGCAACUACUCCUGCUCGGCGAGUAAUACGUACGGAGAUGAUUCGAUAACUUAUACGUUGAUUGUUGUUAUGCCGCCUCGUGCACCCACGUUAGAGCUGCAAUAUACUACCACGGAUAGCAUAAAAUUUUAUUGGAAUCAUCCGGACAAUGGCGGAGCAAAUAUUCAAGGUUAUGUGUUGAGCUACAAAAAGGACAAGGGCGGCUGGGAAGAGAUCAGCCUAUCACCGGAGAACACUGAAUUUACUUUAACGAGCUUGAAGUGCGGCUCGUCAUAUGUUGCGCACUUGACAGCUCAAAAUCGAGUAGGCACCGGGGACCCGAGCCCUCUGAUAAGCGCUACCACAAAAGGCACAGCACCUCUUCAGCCGAAAGAACGUGAAAUCAUCAUUGCCAACGCAACGUCGGUACGCUUGUUACUGUUGAAUUGGCCGAACGGCGACUGUCCUAUCGAGUAUUACACGGUGGAAUUCCGAAGAAAGGUCGGCUCCGAGCAGUGGAAUUUGGUAACGAGUCAAGCAACGGAUAACAUCAUCAUUCGAGAUCUGAAACCAGCGACGUGGUACAGCGUGAGGCUGACGGCGCACAACGACGCAGGCUCCACGCAAUCUGUAAUGGACUUUGCAACUACUACUUUGAGCGGCGUUAGCAUUGGACCGCUGAACGAUCUUAUCACUGAUGAGGAAGCCAUGAGGGCGGCGCACAGCUACAAGGUGCUCUACGUUAUUAUACCGCUCAUAUGCGCUGUUAUACUGAUUAUUUCGGCCGUCGUCGUUGGCUACGCGAUGCUUAAAAAGAACGGAAGGGCUGGCUAUUUGGGUGAUAUCUUACCUGGACAACAACAGCCAGGUUUAGGACUUAAUUCUGCUCAUUCAGCACAUCAUCAUCUGUCAAAUUGUAUGUCGACCGUUCAGAUGAAAUCUACAGCUGAAAGAGAUAAUAGGCGAAAUCAUCAAGUGUACACUAGCUCACCUGUCAAGCAAGAUAAUCAUAAACCCGCCGUGGACCAUGGCUCUGAAAUGUACGAAAUAAGUCCUUACGCGACGUUCAGCGUGCCAGGACGAGAAAAUCGAUCUGUCACCACUGCCACGCUAGACUACACGAUGCAGUUCAAGACUUUCGGCCACUUGGAGAACGAAGACAUAAACAACAUCGAUUACGAGCAUUCGAGCAUUGACUUUGAAAGAUCGAAAACACCAAGGUGGCACAAACAACGCUACUUUCCGAGCAUAGCCGAAGCUGAGAGCAAGAUGCGUAACAAUCGACAAGGUUCUGGUAGCGACACCUCUGGUAGCCCUUGCGGCGAAUGCGCUGGUCCUAGUUAUCGAGUUCCCGUUAAGCCUUGCAGAGAAAAAACCAUUUUUCAUUUGUCCAAAAAAGAUGUGUUUUCGCGGGGCGUGGAAUCGAGCACCGAGUCGAACAAUGAAGGUUCGCCGUCACUAGGAAGGCGUCGCAACCGCCAGCCUAGCGGCAGGUCCACUCGAAGUUCUGUAGAAGACAUGACGCUGUUACCGCCAAGCGAUUUCAGCGACAGCCGCGAGUUGAUUGAAGUGGAAUGCGAACGCGAUCAGAAUGGCCACGACUGGCACGGGCAGUCCAUCGGUACGCGUCACGGUGGUAGCCUCGGUAGGUCGCCAUACAAAGCAGUCGAAACUAUGCUUGCCAGGUGAGCCCUUGACAUCAGCAGCGAAAGGAGCAAGAAAGGCAAGAAUUUACGAUACAUGUAUGAUCAAUGCUUCAAACGUUGCUCAAAGAUGUUUUUAAGAGCGUAGCAUACAAUGAAAAAUCAGCAGCGAUAUUCACAGCCUUGGAAAAUAUUAGAAUUCUGUAAAUAUCCUGCUCGCUCCAGAAUUGCCAACAAUUUCGAUGCAACUUGGUAAAGCCGAUGAGCUGCCUCGCGUGAAUAGCCGUGCAAGUAUACCACGUACGAAUGUUUAAUUGUUUUACAUACAAAUCAUCAAUCACUUUACUCCGAUAAAACGGUGAGUCGAGAAGGAGAGAGAGAGAGAGAGAGAGAGAGAGAGAGAGAGAGAGAGAGAGAGAGAGAGAGAGAGAGAGGGAGAGAGAGAGAGAGAGAGAGAGAGAGGAAAAUUUGAAGGACAUGACGAGCAAGGCUUCUCUGCGACUUUGAGAUGCUACCGCCUGGCAUACACAAUGAUACAACUCACCUGGACUACUAUUAGUAAUAAAUAUUAUAUAAAUGAUGAUAUUACAUAUGCCAAAGAUUAACAUUUUAAUCGUGCUGUAACUGCCAAAGUGAGCGUCGAGUAAGUCUCCAUCGGCGAUUGUUCGCUCGCCAACAUUAAAGACUUAUGGAUUUUUGUAUAAUUGUGCACCGCCUCGUUCUUCGAGUCUUUUAAUGAAAUUUGUUAUAUAUUUAAAUAUCCGUUUUCGAUGACAUAUAUUUACAGCUUGUUUCAUCGCAUGAUGCGUAGCUGCGGACGCGCUUCAUUCAAUUUCCGUUCGCCAAUUGACUUUUAUACCAAAUUUACCUUAGCUUUAGGAUGUUUUUACAUUAAAUCGCUACGGACAUUUUUUAUAACGUCAAGUACUGUAAGUUUGCUUCGAAACCUCUUGUAACAUUUGCUAAGAGACUGUUUACAAAAAAAAAAAUUGAGACUUUUCAACACCUAAUGCAUAUUUAAUAUUGAUUUUUACAUGCCAAUUUUUCACUUUUGCAAAAUCGAAUUGACUCAAUAACAUUUUCUUCGAAAAGACUAUAACUGUAUGGGUUUAAGAUGUAAUGGAAUAUGAACCGUAGAGAACGAAUGUGUUGAGCAAGAAUACUUCGCAAUAAGUCUAGGAAAACAUCGU
This is a messenger RNA of Phymastichus coffea, 7267 nucleotides long. It is a transcript of the gene Dscam3, whose product is annotated as cell adhesion molecule Dscam2. The record is from RefSeq and is a predicted model, not a curated record. The coding region runs from base 229 to 6123 and encodes 1964 amino acids. The transcript is spliced from 33 exons. Gene Ontology annotation, molecular function: cell-cell adhesion mediator activity. Gene Ontology annotation, biological process: axon guidance; dendrite self-avoidance; homophilic cell-cell adhesion. Gene Ontology annotation, cellular component: plasma membrane; axon. NCBI's taxonomy places the organism in Eukaryota, Metazoa, Arthropoda, Insecta, Hymenoptera, Eulophidae.